AGUCGUGCUGCAUGCAAGCGAGCGAGUCACGAAGAUCUUCGAGGAGGAGUCGGGACGUGCAGAAAUCGAUGCAUUUGUGGCUCGUGAAAAUUUGUCGUCGCAAAUGUAGAUGAAGAAUGAAAUCGUACGCUUCGCUCGCCGCUGUGAGCCGAGAAGGGCAAAUUUCACUAAGUUUAACUUUGAUUUGUCGGUCAGCCUAUUCAUACUAAACACCGCCAUUUCUUCAGCACACGGACGCAUCUUAGAUGAAGGAACAAACCGGCACUUCCGAACUCCGUGAUUGCCCAACCUGUAAGACUUCUCGGGCGGUGAUCGGUGAUCGGUGAUUUCUAAACAGAGAUUAUAUUCAGGACGUUUGGAAUGCCCCAAUGGGUUGCAAUGUGGCAUGGAGACGACAAAAAUUCCAAAAACCCUGCACUGUCUCUGAAACCGAUACCGGAAUUUAUGGCUGCCACGAUCGACAUGACAAGUGCCUGACAAACCGAAAUACAAGUUGCGUCGGUCGGACCGGGGCUCCAGCUUCGUUGUGAUUCGAUUGCUGGAGGCGUUGUGCCUUUUGUGUCGAGCCAUAAUGCUCGAGCAGUGUGAUGGCCGACAGAAAGAUGGAGAAGAAGCCGAGUCCACGGGCCUUUGACUGGGACGGUGUGUUCGUAAGAAUACGCACAAUCCAACGACCUUCUGCGCCGAUUCUGCGCCACCGGCGUCGACGACGACGACGGCAUGGGGUUGAAUAUAUACCUCGCUACUCAUAUCUCUCCGCCGCUGCUAUUUGUCAGCUUCACAUGCUCUACAGUCUGUGAACAGACGCCGUUCGUGGAUGGACUUUCGUCGUUCGAGUAAAGUUUGCGGUCGACUCCGGCGGUGGGAGAAAAUCUCUGGACGCUCGUGGGGAGGUGGUGAAGCAUUUGCUACGAGCUCUUCGGAGGAAAUAAGAGCAAAUGUGUUUCUAACCUCGGGCAGUUGAUUCCGUCCUCUCAGGUUUCCUUUGAUGCUUCAGUGAGAAGCUCUCGGGUCAAGGCCAGGGCAACAGACCUUUCAGCUCUUGCACCCGGAACAAACGGAAUAUUGAGGCGCAGAAUGAAACACCUGGAGGAGCUCUGGGUGGAAAGGCAAUUGAAGCUAUUUCCGUUCGUCGUCUGCUCGUCUUAGCAACUCCUGGCCAAUGCUCGCAGACAUCUGGCGAGUGCACGUGGCACCAUCUUCUCAUCGCUCAUGUUCUCGGAGAGUCUUAAUGCUGAAAGUUUGAAGAAGCCCACAAAUGGCUUUGAAGGUCCCACCACUCCUCUCGUCACAGCUUGUGGAUAUGGCUGAUAGCCAACGGGAAGCCAAGAGGUCGAGAACUGCUGCUGGAAGCUGACCUGACCAGGUUUGAAGAUUCGAUCAGCCCUGAAUGUUGUGAGUCCUCAGGGCCUCUCAUCUCGAUUCCGAGGAUUCUCGUCAUAUCCACGCCACGGAAGAGAUUCAAAUGAACAAGAGCAGUGAUCAGUCUCGAUACUAAGUCCUGGCGGCUCGGCUCGGGAACUGAGGUCCCACCAUCCGAGGCUCAACGUCCAAGUGUUGGCUCCUCCAGCCAUCACGAUCUUCAGAGCUCAGUACGGUGGGCACAUACAUAACAGCUUAUUCUCAGACUUCUUCGCAGAAGACUUUCGUCUAUGUAACAGAGAAUGAAGAAAAGAGCUUAAAAAUGAAACAGAAAAUCUGGUCUUUGGGCAUUUGAGUAUUCUGUCUGUACCUGCAACAGACAGAUUCCUCAUGGAACCCAUAGCUUUCUGUCUUUCGAAGUGCCUGGAACUCCACUUCAGUCAUCGUCGUUCACCAAACUGCUCUUCCGAGAGCAUCGAUCAGCUACCAGUGAGUGAAGUUGUCUUCAGAAGGGGUUAGGUGUAAAGGGCAGACCAUAGACGAGUGUCUUCACCUGAACUCUUCGCGUAGAUAUGCUGCUGCAGCAUCAGUGAGAAGUCCAGACUUAAGUGAUUAUAUUGGUUCCAUCUCAUUGUGCCAGACGUGUAAGUCCAGAUAAGACCCAACGGACUGCUGAUUCCCAUCAUAUCCUUGAUUCUGUCACAACUGACUUGCUGUUCGAGAAAAAAUUUGCCCAUCUAACCAGUUCACAAGUCGUGGCUUAAUGCAAACCAGGUUUCGCCGUUCCGAAGCGUUAACGCUAGAUAGAUGGCCACAAAUUGCCAAGAUCCAGUUGAAGGACUUGCAUCAGGACCCGGUAAUCUCAGCUCUGGUAGUGUUGAACAAUAAUUUCUUCAAAAUACGCAUAUCUUUCGGCCAUGACAGAGGCAGAAACAGAUAUUAUGGUGAAGGGCUCAGUGUCAAGGGCAGACCGCACAGAUGAAUGAAGUGAGUGCGAGCAAGUACUCUAUCAACUCAUGACCGUCUGAUUGAGACGAAAUUGUCGAAGUUUUAAAGGCUUACAGGUCUUCAGAUCAAUUUGAUCAUACUAAAAUCAAUGAACUUCACAUUGGCUAAGAUGUACCUCGA
Messenger RNA from Marchantia polymorpha subsp. ruderalis, 2490 nucleotides. The record is from the annotation of a GenBank genome assembly. NCBI's taxonomy places the organism in Eukaryota, Viridiplantae, Streptophyta, Marchantiopsida, Marchantiales, Marchantiaceae.